CUAAUGGCAGAGGCUGCAGGGAAACCCAUCCUUUGCUGCGGCUGCUACGCUGAAGGACGGUCCUCAGAGAAGUUGGAGGUUGCCCCACCAUCUCCAGGACAACUGAAACAUGUGUUCUUCCACAAUGCAGUACCUUUUGUAGGGUUUGGAUUUUUGGAUAACGCAAUUAUGAUUGCUGCGGGAACCCAAAUAGAAUUGUCAAUUGGAGUUGUCCUAGGAAUUUCAACUAUGGCAGCUGCAGCUUUGGGAAACCUUGUUUCAGAUUUAGCUGGACUGGGUCUUGCAGGUUAUGUAGAAGCUUUAGCUUCACGACUGGGUCUGUCUAUCCCUGAUUUAACUCCCAAACAAGCUGAUAUGUGGCAAACGCGUCUCAGCGCACACUUGGGUAAAGCUAUUGGAGUGACCAUUGGCUGCAUUUUAGGAAUGUUUCCUUUGUUGUUCUUUGGCGAUGAGGAAGAAAAACUGGAAGAAAAAAAAUAACCUUUUUACAAGACAUAUACAAAUGUAAACUACUGUACCUCAAUUACUCGAUUACGCUGUCAAUAUUUAGGAAUUAACAGACAGUAACAAAUGUAUAGACUUGGGAACAAAACCUUCAGCAUGUCGUUUUAUGGAAACACUAAUUUAUUGUGGCGUUGUUGUGUUCAGUACUUCUUUUUAUAAGAUAUCAUCUAACUUUUUAUUUAAUUGUAAAUUUUUUAAGUGUUUUCACUUAUGGCAAAAUGUUUACCACUUUCCCCUUUGACCUUAUUCUUUAAUGGGUUAUUACUCUAAUAAUCCACCGUGGGUGACAGUAUAACUCUUGAGUUGCAUAUUGGUUGCUUAACAGAUGUAAUUGCAUGACAAAAAUCUCACUGCUGUUCAUCAGGUCCUUCAAUGCAGAUUAUUAAGGAGGUCAGUGAUGAGUAAUUUGAAGUCCCUCACUUUGCAAGAUGUCUGGUUGCCCCCUGCCCAGCCAUUGUUUUGCACUGCCUUUAGAUUAGAUUCUUCGGUGAUCUAUGACAGUCUAGUUUGCAUUUUUUCACAACUCUGAUUAAGUGUAUCUGAAUCGUCUUCUGAGACGAUCAUUUUAAGGAUUUCACAAGGUAAGUGUUUCCAGCGUAGGCUCUUUACCAAGUCCAUUUUUCAGUGGUGGUUUAACACCUUCUAUACUUCUAUAUUCGCCUCUGUUUUUCCUUUGUAAACAAUAUAUUGAGAAUUGAGAUAUCUUAAAUUUGUCUUCCUGCGUUUUGAGUGUGGUAUUAAAGAAUUCAGAGCAUCUGUUUCAAAAGUCCAAACAACUGGUUUUUUUUACUGUUCUGCUUAAAACAAGGUGUGAAUAGUUAAUUGGGUGGAUGAGG
Molecule: messenger RNA, 1340 nt
Organism: Nestor notabilis (Kea)
Lineage: Eukaryota; Metazoa; Chordata; Aves; Psittaciformes; Psittacidae
Gene: TMEM65
Product: transmembrane protein 65
Exons: 7
Coding region: 4-480 (158 amino acids)
Biological process (GO): regulation of cardiac conduction; cardiac ventricle development
Cellular component (GO): mitochondrion
Source: RefSeq, a predicted model, not a curated record